This is a messenger RNA of Pelagomonas calceolata, 2085 nucleotides long. Lineage: Eukaryota; Pelagophyceae; Pelagomonadales; Pelagomonadaceae. The record is from the annotation of a GenBank genome assembly.
GCGGCGCCGGCGGCUCUCGCGCAGUGUGCUCUUCGCAAAGGCCAAAAAUCGACGCGAGGGGGCUAGCCGAAGGACGCCCACAAUACAGCGUCACACCCCAGCAGCAAAGACAGCGAAAAACGAGCCGCCGGACAUGGAAAUCGAGCCGCAGAGCAGCAUGGCUCUGCAAGCACCACCGAACGCAAACGCGGUCCCCGCACCCGCCGCAAAAGCGCCAGCGACCCCGCCCGACGUCCCACUCAUCAUGGCGCCCCCAUCGGGCCCCGCGCGCGUCACGCCGGCCUACGCCGCCGCCGACGCCGAACGCGUCACGAAGUUCCCGGCCGAGCCGUGGUGCCUCCCGCCGGACUACGCGCGACCUGCAUUACCUCCUCUGCCUCUACUCACGGAACAGCGCCAACCGGCCCAAGCGCUACCGGAACAACGGAUGAGUGAAUUGUGGCAAAUACGUACCCCGAAACCGCCCCAGAAAGCCAUAAAGAGACGCCGCAUAACAGAUAUGAAGCCGCCCCCCGCCGUCGGCUCGAAAAUCAGGGUGCACACCUUCCCGGAGAACGACGAGUCAAAACCGGCAGAAUGGUUUCCUGCCGUCGUCUGCCGCUGCCACCCGCCGCCCAAGAAGAAACGGACCGGUGGAAGUGUGGAGAUUAUAUAUGAUGAAGAUGGAAGCGUGGAUUUUCUGGACUGGCCGGAAGACGGCGACGAUAUAGAAGUCGUGGAAAGUGCCGACUGGGACCCCGACGAGCUCGCGAAGUGGUCGCGCAAAGACAAGCGUCGAGGCCGACGGCCGCCGCCGCCGCCGCCGCCCGAAGAUGUGCUGUGUGACAUGAACGAGGCCGCCCACCUGAUUUAUUUCGCUCUGUUGCAGCUGCGGUCCGAGUACGCGGAGAUCGUUAUCGAGAGUGGUGGUGGUAGGUGCUCUGCAUUGAAACGAACGGCUUAUGAUGUGUUUGACCGGGAAUGCGCCUCUAUUACUCAAUCGGAAGAUCUGAAAUCGAGCGAGCCGCUCGUCGAGGCGUUCCUGACGGGCCCCUGCGCGCGCGGCGACAAGUGGAUGCCCUGGCACUGCGCGCUCGGUGCGCAUGAAAGAUAUCUGUUGGAAGUGGUCCGGCGGCUGCCGCGGCUGUCGGACGAGCUAUCUCGAUCCGUAGUCACGUUCGCCUUUAGCGGCUCGCGGGACAUCGAGUUGUUCGAGACUUUACUCAGACCUCUUUUCGAGCAGCACGCGUCCGAGGAGGACGCGGCGUUAGGCCAGCUGUUAAUACAAAAGCCGUUCGAAGCUUUACGGAGAGGCGGCGCCCUCUGCCGGCGCUACGAGGCGUAUCGACUGCGGGGCAAGAAGCUCCACACGACGUGCUACCAGUGCCACCCGCCGGCGGGCGCGGCGGGUUCGGAAUUUGUCUUUUAUAUUGUGGACCGCACGGCGCGCUUCGCGGAACUCGGGAGAAGGGUCCACGCGUUCCUCGAGAAAGGCCUCGGGAGGAACUUCUUCGAGUCGGGGCAGCUCGCGAAGGAUGCGGUAAUAGGCGACGCUUUACGAGUCAAGCUCGAGGGCGAGCUGCUCGCGGAGCGGGAGGUCGGGCCGACCAUGGCAAAGAUGUUUUUGGUAAGCACGCACCUCGCCUUCCCGCAAGCGCAUUUAUUAGAUGCGUCCUGCGCCGUGGGCGACGGCGCGGAGCAGGCCUUUGAUUAUUUGUAUCCUCAUGUCCAGGCGCGCGCGCGGUCGGCGCACCGCGCGGUGUUGUUGGAUGCGCUGACGGCGCAGUUGGACGAGGAGGCGUUGGAUCGGCUCGAGCCUAGAUUGAGGCCCAUGCUGCGCUUCGUCGGUGGCGCGGCGCGGGCGCGCUUCGGGCUUUGUGUGGAGCAGGUUUCGGAUUCUGUGACGCCCUUCGACCUGCAGGUCCAUUUGUGCGAGUGGCGCAAGUUCCGGACGCGCGUCGACCGCAUGCGGCUGUGUCGGCGCGGGUCCGUCCUGGACCGCACACGGGCGCUGCGGGCCGUCGAGGCCGCGCGGCGGACUCGUAAGUCGCCGUCGGGGCGCGGCUAGUUUUUGUUGUUCUCGUUCGUUCGUAAGUCAUUCGUUAU